AUGGUCUCAAGUUUUCGCGCUCUCUACAUUUCCGAGAUUCUCUCAGAAAUCACAUCCCAGCUAGAGGAUGAUAGGCAGUCCCUUUCAUGUCUUGCACGUUGUUGCAAGGCAUUCUCAGACCAAGCUUUGGAUGUCCUGUGGAAGCGGAUGAGCCUUUUCUGUCCUUUCAUUCCCCUUCUGCCCCAAAAAGUUUUAACACUUUGGGUGGAAUACCAGUUCAGCGCAGAGAGUAUCGCGGGUUUUCAAUGUCCCCCUAUGCAUGAGUGGCGAACGUUUGACGCUUAUGCUAGGCGUGUGCGGAUUUUAUACAGCGGCGCCUCGCACUUCCUCGCAGGUGUGGCCACCAUCCGAGCAGACUGUAACGUCUUCCCCUUCCUUCGAUCCAUAACGAUGCAGCUUCAGGAACCUAUACACCCAGGGAUCCGGCUAUUUCCCGAAACACUGCAAAGGUUGCAAAUUUCGGGCCCCGCAUACAUCAAUUGCAAAGAUUCCUGCAUCCAAACUGCUCUUGCGCACGCAGCGCGCGAUGCACCCUUCCUGAAACAUCUGCACGUCGAAGACUACAGCUACAACAGUGACCGCCUGGACACGCCACCCCUGCAUUUCAAACACUUGCGAAGCGCCGAGAUAUCCGCAUUCAUCAGCUCUAAUGUCCUUGGAUCAUUAUGUCGUGUGCUUUCGCAAUCACCCGUGAUCGAGCUCAAGAUCGAGCUUCCUCCUACUAGCUGUAUAUGGGAUACUCCACAAUCCCUCUUCCCAUAUCUGGAGAAGCUGGAGAUAGGCGGUACCCCUGCGCUUGCGGAAGCCUUCAUCACGAAUGUUUCCAGUCCGUGUGUCCGCUCGCUGACUGUCAAGCACAGUCGUGGGCCCGCACGACUGACAGACUGCAGCCGGUUAUUCUCUACCAUCGUGAAAAAGUACAGCUCAUCACUGCAGUCGCUAUCUCUCACAAUCAGCCGCUCGCCAGUACUCCAUAAUCACGAUGGCGUGGCGCAUGAUAUAAUGGAUGCGCUGUUCCCUUUGAUGCCGAAUUUCGAGCACUUGGAGGAACUUCAUUUAUCAUUGCCCAGCGCAACUCAAGUUGACGACUACCCUGCUGUUGAAGUGUCUGGUUGGCCAGCUCUGAGGCGGGUAGAGUUUAUGGCCACAUGA
Suillus fuscotomentosus is the source of this 1152-nucleotide messenger RNA. RefSeq lists its product as uncharacterized. The coding region runs from base 1 to 1152 and encodes 383 amino acids. The transcript is spliced from 2 exons. Lineage: Eukaryota; Fungi; Basidiomycota; Agaricomycetes; Boletales; Suillaceae. The record is from RefSeq and is a predicted model, not a curated record.